Messenger RNA from Balaenoptera ricei (Rice's whale), 538 nucleotides. It is a transcript of the gene SNRPD2, whose product is annotated as small nuclear ribonucleoprotein D2 polypeptide. NCBI's taxonomy places the organism in Eukaryota, Metazoa, Chordata, Mammalia, Artiodactyla, Balaenopteridae. Gene Ontology annotation, cellular component: U2 snRNP; precatalytic spliceosome; U1 snRNP. The record is from RefSeq and is a predicted model, not a curated record. Gene Ontology annotation, biological process: RNA splicing; spliceosomal snRNP assembly. The transcript is spliced from 3 exons. Bases 92 to 448 code for a protein of 118 amino acids. Gene Ontology annotation, molecular function: RNA binding.
UCCCGCCUCUGUGUCGCUCUCUCUGAGGAAGGCAGAAGCAACGCGGAGGAAACGGUGGUGACUUGAGAGUGCGGCCACCACCAUCGCCAACAUGAGCCUCCUCAACAAGCCCAAGAGUGAGAUGACCCCGGAGGAGCUGCAGAAGCGGGAGGAGGAGGAGUUUAACACAGGGCCACUCUCCGUGCUCACCCAGUCGGUCAAGAACAACACCCAAGUGCUCAUCAACUGCCGCAACAACAAGAAGCUCCUGGGCCGUGUGAAGGCCUUCGACAGGCACUGCAACAUGGUGCUGGAGAACGUGAAGGAGAUGUGGACCGAAGUCCCCAAGAGCGGCAAGGGCAAGAAGAAGUCCAAGCCAGUCAACAAGGACCGCUACAUCUCAAAAAUGUUCCUGCGCGGGGACUCGGUCAUUGUGGUCCUGCGGAACCCGCUCAUUGCUGGCAAGUAGGGCCCUCCUCCCCGCCGUCAGAACUUGCCCCCUCAUUUUGCGAAGACCUGCCCUUUGUGCUGGGAACAAUAAAGUUGUGUGUUUUUUCUA